Messenger RNA from Plasmodium fragile, 1605 nucleotides. RefSeq lists its product as uncharacterized. The record is from RefSeq and is a predicted model, not a curated record. NCBI's taxonomy places the organism in Eukaryota, Apicomplexa, Aconoidasida, Haemosporida, Plasmodiidae. Gene Ontology annotation, cellular component: Golgi membrane. The transcript has a single exon. The coding region runs from base 1 to 1605 and encodes 534 amino acids. Gene Ontology annotation, molecular function: pyrimidine nucleotide-sugar transmembrane transporter activity. Gene Ontology annotation, biological process: pyrimidine nucleotide-sugar transmembrane transport.
AUGGAGGGAGCGCAAUCUGCCCUUCGGCACAGAUUGCAGUUCAAGGGUGGGCAUGUAGCAGCAAAUGGGGAAGCAAAGGUAAGCACAGACGACCCGGCCAGCGAAGACGACGCGAGCUCCCCUUACGUAAAGAACACCCUCAUUAAGGUAACCCUCUUCGUAGUACUCAUAGUGCACACACUGCUGAUCUAUCUAACCAUAAAAACAAUGAAGAUGGAAAAGAUAAACCACAAACUGAAGGAAGAGAGUAUCAUUUUCAUCACAGAAGUAAUAAAGUUAAUAAUCUCGAGCUUCUUCUAUCUGCAAGAGAAUAAAUUUAAUAUAAAGUUGGUGCGAGACAACAUCACUGAUGCAUUAACGAAGAAAAGGAGUUACGUCGUCGCCCUAACCAUACCCAGCAUCAUGUACUACUUUCAAAACAUUUUUUUCUACAUCUCCAUGUCGAGCAUUCCCAUGCCCUUGUUCCAGCUGCUAUACCAAUUUAGGAUCCUCGUAGUGGUUAUUUUCACUUAUAUUAUUUUAAAGAGGAGAGUAAAAAUAUCGCAACUCAUUUCGAUCGUCUUGCUAUUCCUGUCGCUCGUGUGUCUGAAGGACUACAACCCCUGGAACGAUGCUCAUAAUUGGGGUAGCGGAAAUGUACCUAGUAAAGGCAACGACGUGGAAGACCUGAGGAGAAUUUUAUUUUAUAGAGUAAAGACAAAAUCUCUGAAUAGGAACACCCCAUUUGUUUUUUCUACCCUUUUGAGGGAAUUAAAAAAAAGGAAAGUGUCGCUACAUAUGUUGAACAAAAAUGAGUGCCCCCACUUGCUGUCUAACGCUGACGCUGACCCAGCUUCCGAGAAAAAUUACUACGACCUUGUAAAUUAUUCGCGGACAGUAUCAACACGCGGGGACAAAAAUCACGUGGAACCAUGCAAGGUCAGGACUACAACGAGGGAUGCUACACCUCCAUAUGGCCAUCCCUCCCAGCAUGAAUACUACCACCACCCCCAUAACAUGGUGAAGACGAACACUACACAAAAUAAAAUCAUAAUAGGUGUGCUGACAACCUUUUUAGCAACCUUCACCAGUGGGUUCUCUAGCGUUUUCCUAGAGUCACUCUACCUCAACUAUAGGUACUCCUUUUGGUUCCAGAAUAUGUGCCUGGCCUUCUUCACCAUCAUUUUGAGCCUCUCCACCAGUCACCUGGACAUAUCAUCAUUGUUCAGGGGGGUUCCCCGAGGGGGGGAAGACGUCAUGAAGGAAAACUGCACCAACGAAACGCACCGUCCAAUGUGUGCACCCCGCGACGGGCAGGAACAACCAGAUGACGGGCCUCCACCAAACGAAGUCACUUCUUUCCCUUUUAACCAUUUUAACUCGCUAAGGGAGUUCCUAUACGUUGCCCUGCUGAUAACCCUAAACAGCGUCGGCGGUAUUAUAACUUCCGUUUAUGUAAAACACGUGGGGAGCUUCUCCCGCUUCUUUGUCACUCCAUUCAGUUUGUUAUUUAAUACAUAUAUAUCCUCCAUUUAUUUUAAAGAUUUUCGCUUCACGAUGAAUUACUUCAUUUCGCUGGUGUUUGUUUUUUUCUCUUUGUUCUUUUACUUCAGGGGACACUCCUAG